Molecule: messenger RNA, 229 nt
Organism: Oppiella nova
Lineage: Eukaryota; Metazoa; Arthropoda; Arachnida; Sarcoptiformes; Oppiidae
Source: the annotation of a GenBank genome assembly
GUUUACUUUUAUUUAACAUUUACUAUAUUUCAUUAAAUUGUCAUUUAAUUUGGUUUAAUUAUAAUAACAUUUUAUUAAAUUGUGAUACAAUUAACUCAACAAAUCCUAACCACAAAUGAGCGCAAAUGCCAAACAAUUGUUUUACUUCUGUUUUGGAUCUAAUCUGUGGUCAAAGCGAAUGCAUAUCAACGUCAAGAGUGCCGUCAAGUAUGGCAACGGAUUGCUAAAG